AUGACGUCGGCAGACGACCCACAGGCUUUCCUGGAGAUGUUUGAGGCGACCACGGCGGCAUGCGGCUGGCCGGCUGCAGAGUGGGCGCAGCUGAGGGAUGCAGAAAACCAGUGGCUACAGACGGGGGAGUCCGCCGGGGAGGGUCGGAUGACGGAGCAGAUCGUGUUGGAGAAGUUUGUGGAGGGGCUUCCGGCUGGGACCUCAGAAUGGGUGCGGUGUCACCGCCCCAAAGACGUGGCAGCUGCUGUUGUCCUCGCAGAGGAUCAUUUGGCUGUCCAUCCCAGGGACCAGGCGUCAGAGGGGCGGCCCCUGUCAUCCAUUCGAGUCCAGCCCCCACGGACGCUAAUCUCCACCCACAGGGGGUUUCUUCAGGCGUCAGGGCAGGCGUGUUGGCGGUGUGGACAACCCGGUCACUUCCGCAGUGAGUGCCCGCUCAUGGAGGUCGGCCAGGUGGUUCGGGUUGCUGGGCCGCCAACACCCUCCCCCGGUCCAGGAGGGACAUACAGCGUUCCGCCUGGCAUUAGGGGAGAUGUACGCUGCUGGUGUGCAUCUUGCCCUGAAUGCCAGUUGGUGAACCAACCAGCCAUCCCAAGAGCGCCUUUGCGCCCCUUACCACUCAUUGAGGUUCCCUUUGAGCGUCUUGGUAUGGACCUCAUCGGGCCAUUUCACCGGAGUGCACGGGGAUAUCGCUUUGUGUUAGUCCUGGUGGAUUAUGCAACGCUUCCGGAAGCGGUGCCUCUGCGUACCAUCUCUGCAAAGAGUGUUGCACAGGCGCUGUUUCAGGUCAUCUCCCAGGUUGGGAUCCCAAAGGAGAUCCUGACUGACCAGGGCACCUCGUUUAUGUCACGCACACUACAGGAACUGUACGGAUUAUUGGGCAUCAAGUCAAUUCGGACGAGUGUGUGCCACCCUCAGACCGACGGUCUGGUCAAGCGUCUGAACAAAACCUUGAAGUCCAUGAUCCGUAAGUUUGUGCACGAUGAUCACCGCAAUUGGGAUAGGUGGCUAGAUCCUCUGUUGUUUGCAGUGUGGGAGGUACCCCAGGCCUCAAUGGGAUUUUCUCCCUUUGAACUGCUGUUUGGCAGAAAACCACGUGGGGUUCUGGACCUGGUUAAAGAAAACUGGGAGGAAGGUCCAAGCCCGAGCAAAAACGAAGUUCACUCCAAAUUACUCGCCAAGUGGCAAGGACCCUUUGUGGUCACACGGCAAGUGGGUGAUGUCGGCUAUGAGGUUGUGCGUUCUGAUAGGGGCGGGGCAACACAGGUUUACCACCUCAAUCUCCUCAAAGCCUGGAGAGAGGCCGAGCCUGUUGCUCUGGUGUCGACGGUGCAGGAAAGAGAUGAGUUGGGGCCACAGGUUCCUAAGUCUAACAAUCUUGCCUCGUUUCUUUGUGACGACCAUCUCACACCGGCCCAGAGAGCAGAUGUUGCCAGGCUGCAACAGCGUUCUGCUGAUGUGUUCUCCCCCCUACCGGGACGCACGAACCUCAUACAGCACCAUAUUGAGACUCGCCCGGGCGUGACUGUGCGUUCACGGCCCUAUCGAUUACCAGAACACAAAAGAAAAGUGGUUUUGGAGGAAUUGACGGCAAUGCUGAAGCUGGGGGUAACAGAAGAGUCCAACAGUGCCUGGUGUAGUCCCAUUGUUCUGGUUGUCAAGAAGGAUGGGUCUAUUCGGUUCUGUGUGGACUAUCGCAAGGUGAAUGAGGUUUCACAGUUUGAUGCAUACCCAAUGCGCUGGGUCGACGAACUCCUGGAUCGGCUGGGCACGGCUUGCUUUUUUACGACGCUGGAUUUGACCAUGGGCUACUGGCAGAUUCCCUUGUCGCCAGUGUCUAAGGAAAAAAUGGCCUUCCCCACUCCGUACGGUUUGUACCAAUUCGCAACACUACCUUUUGGGCUGUUUGGCGCCCCGGCCACUUUCCAACGCCUCAUGGACCGAAUGCUGCGUCCGCACGCUGCAUAUGCUGCCGCCUACUUGGAUGAUGUUAUCCACAGUAACAGCUGGGCGGAGCAUCUGCAUCGGGUGGCUGCGGCGCUCGAGUCACUGAGGCAAGCGGGGCUCAUCGCCAACCCAAAGAAGUGUGCGGUUGGAUGGAGGGAGGUACGGUAUCUGGGUUACCACUUGGGCUGUGGGCAGGUGCGUCCUCAGGUAGCUAAGACUGCAGCAAUUGCGGCCUGCCCAGAGCCCAAGACUAAAAAAGAGGUGAGGCAGUUCUUGGGGCUGGCGGGCUACUACCGGCGGUUCAUUCCAGCCUUUGCAGACCUGACUAGCCCCCUGACUGACCUCACCCGAAAGGGUGCCUCAGAUCCGGUCCAGUGGACGGAGCAGUGUCGGCUGGCGUUUGAGGGUGUGAAACGGGCCCUCUGUGGGGAGCCUCUACUCCACACACCUAACUUCUCUCUCCCUUUUAUUCUGCAGACGGAUGCGUCGAACAGAGGGCUAGGAGCGGUUUUGUCUCAGCAGGUGCAGGGUGUCGACCGCCCAGUCCUUUAUAUCAGCCGGAAGCUGUCCGAGAGAGAAUUGAGGUACAGCACAGUUGAAAAGGAGUGGGCGGUCGUUGCUCUGCGGUAUUACCUGCUGGGGCGCCCGUUCACCCUCUGUUCAGACCAUGCACCUCUCCAAUGGCUUCACCGCAUGAAAGAUACCAACGCCCGCAUCACUCGGUGGUAUCUGGCUUUGCAGCCCUUCCAAUUCAAAGUAGUCCAUAGACCGGGGGCGCAGAUGGCUGUGGCUGACUUUCUCUCCCGCUCCCAUGGGGGGCGGGGGGGGCAGUAG
Stegastes partitus (bicolor damselfish) is the source of this 2778-nucleotide messenger RNA. NCBI's taxonomy places the organism in Eukaryota, Metazoa, Chordata, Actinopteri, Pomacentridae. The record is from RefSeq and is a predicted model, not a curated record.